AUGGAUAGAGACAAUACCAUAGAUUCUAGUACAUAUAACACGGAACUCAAUCGUCCUACUACAGCCCCACCACAUCAAUCAACCACAGUUAUUAAAUACAUGGCACCACGUACUUUAGCUCUUAAUCUUUCGAAUAAUUUUCAGGGAUCAUUACGUAGUUUUGCUCUUCCAAAUGUUGACGCAAGUCUAGCGGCACCAACACUAACAACAGCUUAUGGCCUUGUUUCACUCAUUCAAACCCCACCAUCAUCAACUUUAUCACCAAUACAUAAUAUCGAUGGAGAACAUAUUAUUCAUGAACAUCGUGAAUUAUCCAAAGUAAAUGACAGAUUAACAGAUACUGUUUUACUUUAUUGUUAUUAUGAUGCACAUAAUCGUGCACAAGAAUUACAAAUUGAACUACUUCAAACAAAUGCAAAUAAAAAUUCUUUAGUUAUAGAAAAAAUGUUUCAAUCAGAAGUUGAAACAGGUCAUCAAUUAAUAAAUAAUGCAUCACGUUAUAAAUCAGAUUUAAAAAAAAAAUUAAAUGAUAUUCAUCAAGUAACUAUAGCUAAUGAUGAACAUUAUCAACAAUUAUUAUCAAAACGUAAUACAACAAAUAAAGAAGUAUUUGAAUAUCAACGUAAAUUAGCACAAAAUCGAGCUGAAUCAGAAUUUCUUCGUUGUCGUAUACAACAUUUUAAUGAUGAAAUAAAUUUUUAUACAUUAAAAAAUAAUAUUUUACAAUCACGACAAGUUAAAUUACGUUAUGAAUUAGAUGAAGAAAUAUUUGCUAAACAAGUUUUACAAAUGGAGUUAGAAGUAUUACAAAAUGAGAAAAUAACAAAUGAAGAUAUAUAUUUGACAGCAAUAAAUGAUAUUCGACAAUCAAUUAAUUUUAAUCAAAUAGCAGCAAUUGAACCAUCAAAUAAUUAUCGUGAACAAUUAGGUUAUGAAUUACGUCGUAUGAAAUCCGAAUAUGAAAAAAAACUUCAAACAUAUAGAGAUGAAUUACAUCGAAAACUAGAACUUGAAUAUCAUCGUUAUCGAAUGCAUAAAUCACUACCAAUGCCAAGUCCAUUGAAAGAACAUGAAACAAAUUUAGAACAAUUUAAACGUGAAAAAAGAGAUAUUGAACAACAAGUUCGUAUUGUACGUGAAAAUAUUUAUCAUUUACAAAGUCAAAUAGAAACAAUAGAAAAAAAAAUUAUUGAGGAACGAAUAGAUACAGAAUCUAUGUCAAAAUCGCAAAGACAUUUAAGAAUGCUUCAACAAAUUAUUCGUGAAAGAGAAAAACAAUUAGAUGAAGCUAUAGAAAUUCGAACAACAUUGAAGAAAAAAAUUGAAAACUGUCAAGAAGAAAGUAAUCGAUAUCCAAAACGACUAAUAAAUAAUGCUUAUGAAACAGAACAACCAACAAUAUCAGCAAGACAAAAUAUACAAAAUACAAAUAAACAACAAAUACAUUCAUCAUCAACUAUUAUUCAAGCAAUUCCUCCUUCAUUACGAUCAAGAACUAAUCAAACUGAACAAAUAUCAUUAGAAGAAGGAACAUUAAUGCGAUAUAAUGAUUUUAAUGUUGAACAAGAUUGUAAAGAAUUAAAUAAAAGCUUACAGAAACCGAAUAUAGAUGAAAUAGCUGUUAUAAGAAUACUUUGUAAUCGAAGUGUUGCUCAACGUCUUCAAAUUCGUGAAAUAUAUAAGAAGCUUUUUGGUCAAAAUCUAAAUGAUGUUAUUGAAACUGAAAUAAAUGGAAAUUCAAAAAGAAUCUUAAAAAUACUUUUAUUAUCACCAAUUGAAUAUGAUUGUUUUGAAUUACGACGAAUAUUAACUGGAACAAAAAUUGAUGAAACUACUCUUAUUGAAAUAUUUCUUACUCGUUGUAAUGAACAAAUUAAAACAAUAAUUGAUACUUAUUCAAAGAUAUUUAAAAGUACACUUGAACAUGAUAUAAUCGGUAAUGAAGAAACAGCUUCAAAACAAAUUAUUCUUGCAUUACUUCAAGCUAAUCGUCCAGAAGAUGAUAAUAUUGAUGAUGAUGAAGUACUAGAAGAUGCUCAAAAUUUAUAUGAAACAAAUGCAAAAUGGCGAAGAGAUGGUUCAACAUUUAUUCGACUUUUAUGUAAUCGAAGUAAUGCAAAUUUAAAACAAAUCUUUGAUGCUUAUCAACAAUUUAGUAAAAUGGAUAUUGAACAAGCAAUUCAAAUUGAUAAAAAUCCUGAACUUAGUCGUACAUUGAUGGCUAUUGUUCGAAUUGUAAGAAAUCGACCACGCUUUUUUGCAUUCGAAUUAAAAAAAAGUCUAAAAAGUUCUGGAUGUAAUGAACAGAAUUUAACGCGUAUAAUUGUUUCACGAUGUGAAAUUGAUAUGGUACAAAUAAAAUUGGAAUUUGAAAAAAUAUCUAAACGUACACUUUUUGAUCAAAUACAUACAGAUACAAAUGGAUAUUAUAAACGAGCACUUUUAGAGUUAUUACGUCAACGUAUUGAACCAAUCAAUAAUAAUUCAGUAUUUAAACAGUUACUUGAAUCAACAAUAGCACAAAAAAAACCCCGACCAAUUGUGCAAUGGAAACAGCCAAUUAGUAAAAACACAUUUAGAAGAAGUGUGAGUAACCGAGAUAUUUAUAAUUCGAGUCAAUUCGAUCGAAAUAAUCAAGCAAAAAGUAAUACACUCUUAACAUUUAACACCGAACCAUUAGACUUACAAUAUACUGGACUACUUCCAGUUAGUAAACGUUCAUAUUCAAACUCAAAUGAAGAUGAAUAA
Rotaria sp. Silwood1 is the source of this 2748-nucleotide messenger RNA. NCBI's taxonomy places the organism in Eukaryota, Metazoa, Rotifera, Eurotatoria, Philodinida, Philodinidae. The record is from the annotation of a GenBank genome assembly.